AUUUGGUUCGUCUCGCUGGUCACACCACUGCCCACAGCCAUACUCUCCAAAUUGAAGCGCCAGUUGAAUAGCACACACUUCACGUGCAACGAGGACUGGGACGACAUCGAUAAGCGAUACUAUUACUCCGUGGCUCUAAUGCUAUUGCAAUACGCGUUCCCGUUGUCUGUACUCAUCUACACGUAUAUGAGAAUAGCUGUCGUAGUGUUCGCCAAACGGACGCCCGGAGAGGCCGAGGACGCCAGGGAUGCCCUCAUCAGGGCCUCCAAGCGUAAGGUAAUUAACCGCACAGUACUUCACUCUAUGUAA
Messenger RNA from Medioppia subpectinata, 309 nucleotides. The record is from the annotation of a GenBank genome assembly. Lineage: Eukaryota; Metazoa; Arthropoda; Arachnida; Sarcoptiformes; Oppiidae.